AUGGAACAGCAGCGGGGUGCAGGCGCUCCAGAGGGUGUGGUGUCGGGGGUGCUGACCCCUCCCGUCAGGAGGAACAGUAAAUUGGCCAGUCUGGGACAGAUCUUUAAACCCUGGAAAUGGAGGAAAAAGAGGAACGGCAAGAUCCAACAGAACUCCACAGCUUUAGAGCGGACCCGGGAUGAACUGGCCAAUAGGGGCCUGGAGGGGAUUGAACCAGAGUUUUGUGAGGCGUGUGGGGGGUUAGAAGACCCUGACACUCCCAGCCAAUCUGACGCAGAGGAGAGAGAGGAGGAGGAGCCUUUGGCGCCCCUGGCAACCACCUCAGAGUACCUGGUCAGCGAUGAAGACAACCCAUCUACAGCUGUUGAUCUGACAGAAGACACUUUGACAGUGGCGGACCAGAGUGAGGACGGAGGGGAGGAGGACACUUCUCUUUGUGAGCCCUGUGUGGACAGCUUUCUGGUACAGGCUGAGACAGGAGGGGGGCAGGAGACACCUCACCCCAUGGACCCCCCAUGGGACCUCCCACACCCCAACCUGCCCAAACUACUUACCAGGCUGGGCAGCCUAGAGGGUCCUCACCCCUUCCCUAAGUCGGAUCCUAACCUAGAGAGGAAGAAGUCUCCAGCCACUCUACCCAGGAACUUCACUUUGCCCAGGACUACCCAGGGUUCCUUGCUGCGAGGACGGAUCUCCACCCCUACCGGUUCCCCUCACCUGGGGGCACUGCGACCCCCACCGCCCCCCAGCUGUAUUAUAGAGGAGCUACAUCGGGCCCUGGCCACCAAACACAGACAGCACAGUUUCCAACCGAAGGAAAUGAGCUCUUCUCCGAAGCUUCGGUACGACAGUCGUCUGUCGCGUACAGCCAGCGUGGAGAAAGUCCCAACCGGAGGGAUGGAGAGAGAGAAGGAGAGAGAGAAGGAAUCAGACGAGAACAAGGAGAACAGACGUCUAGAUGAAUUCUACAACGACCCUGACCGCUGGAAUGACUCUGUCAUCUCCGGCACCCUGCCGCGGCGGAUGCGUAAGGAGUUGUUAACGGUGAAGCUUCGUAACCGGCCCAGUCAGCAGGAGCUGGAGGACAGAAACAUCUUCCCUGUUCGCUCAGACCUGGAGAGACAGGAGACACGACAGCACAUAGAGACCAAGCUGGCCAAGCGGCUGAGCCAGAGACCCGCGGUAGAGGAGCUGGAAAGUCGGAACAUCCUCAAACAGAGGAACGACCAGUCAGAGCAGGAGGAGAGGAGGGAGAUCAAACAGAGACUCAACAGGAAGUUGAACCAGCGUCCGACAGUAGAUGAGUUAAGGGACAGGAAGAUACUGAUCCGUUUCAGUGACUAUGUUGAGGUGGCCAAGGCUCAGGACUACGACCGCAGGGCAGAUAAACCCUGGACCAGGCUGUCUGCUUCAGACAAGGCAGCAAUAAGGAAGGAGCUGAAUGAGUUCAAGAGCAACGAGAUGGAAGUUCACAAUUCCAGCAAGCACCUGACAAGGUUCCAUCGACCGUAGUGUAGAGGUAGUUUCUUCUGUGAAGAAGCAGCUGUGUGGUCAGUGUAGACCAUGUGACAGUCUCCUGUUCCCAGGCCCAGUCUCCUGUUCCCGGAUGUUCGACCUACAGAUUUCUGUCUGUCUCUCUACCAACAUGGAGGAGCUGUCUGUCUCUCUACCAACAUGGAGGAGCUGUCUGUCUCUCUGUGUGUCACAAUGGAGGCUAUGUCUCUAGAGCUGGAGCCCAGGAAAGAUCGAAUCAGACUGAUAAACUCUUAAAGGAACUAUUAACACGUCAAUGUGUGCUGUUUCCUGGAUGUCAUCCAAUGAGAAAAAGACUCCUGGAUGCCAACCAAUGAGAAAAAGACUCCUGGAUGUCAUCCAAUGAGAAAAAGACUCCUUGAUGCCAUCCAAUGAGAAAAAGACUCCUGGAUGCCAUCCAGUGAGAAAAAGACUCCUGGAUGCCAUCCAAUGAGAAGAAAGACGAAUGAAGAAGACGGCACCACUUACUAGUUCACAAGUCGUUUCUCUCAAUUCACUCCAAGCCAGCAGUCUGAACAAAUCAGAAUCAGAAAACUUUAUUGCUACGCAACAAAUGUUGCUAAGAAUUUUCUCUCUAUGUUAUUUUCAAGUUUUACGGGACCUGGAUGAUAUAAAUCAUCCAACCAAAUGCAGGUUCCUUCUCGACAAUGGAACAACAAGAAAUAAUAAAAAGACUAAAACACAAACAUAAAGGAUAAUAAGACAUUUACCUUUUUUUUUCUUUUUUUUUACACUUUAGUCAUUAAACAGAUGCUCUUCUUCAGAGUGACUUACAGGAGCAAAUAGGGUUAAGAGCCUUGUUUUACCAGCAACCUUUAGAGUUAACUGGCCCAAUGAUCUUAACCGCUAGGCUACCUGCCGCCAGAUAAAGGUUCAAACGGAUGAGACAGUACAUCCCCCAAACUGCUGGUAUGGAAUAAACUGAUAGAAAUUAUGUCGUCUGUGAGUGCUGGUCGUCUUGUUUUGUAGUGGAGGAACUAUGAAGAGCCUUCAUCUUAGCCCAGUGGAACCAGCCCAAAGGGAGGAACUAUGAAGAGCCUUCCUUCUUAGUCCAGUGGAACCAGCCCAAAGGGAGGAACUAUGAAGAGCCUUCAUCUUAGCCCAGUGGAACCAGCCCAAAGGGAGGACCUAUGAAGAGCGUUCAUCUUAGCCCAGUGGAACCAGCCCAAAGGGAGGAACUAUGAAGAGCCUUCAUCUUAGCCCAGUGGAACCAGCCCAAAGGGAGGAACUAUGAAGAGCCUUCAUCUUAGCCCAGUGGAACCAGCCCAAAGGGAGGAACUAUGAAGAGCGUUCAUCUUAGCCCAGUGGAACCAGCCCAAAGGGAGGAACUAUGAAGAGCCUUCAUCUUAGCCCAGUGGAACCAGCCCAAAGGGAGGGAACUAUGAAGAGCGUUCAUCUUAGCCCAGUGGAACCAGCCCAAAGGGAGGAACUAUGAAGAGCCUUCAUCUUAGCCCAGUGGAACCAGCCCAAAGGGAGGAACUAUGAAGAGCGUUCAUCUUAGCCCAGUGGAACCAGCCCAAAGGGAGGAACUAUGAAGAGCCUUCAUCUUAGCCCAGUGGAACCAGCCCAAAGGGAGGAACUAUGAAGAGCGUUCAUCUUAGCCCAGUGGAACCAGCCCAAAGGGAGGAACUAUGAAGAGCCUUCAUCUUAGCCCAGUGGAACCAGCCCAAAGGGAGGGAACUAUGAAGAGCGUUCAUCUUAGCCCAGUGGAACCAGCCCAAAGGGACGAACUAUGAAGAGCCUUCAUCUUAGCCCAGUGGAACCAGCCCAAAGGGAGGAACUAUGAAGAGCGUUCAUCUUAGCCCAGUGGAACCAGCCCAAAGGGAGGAACUAUGAAGAGCCUUCAUCUUAGCCCAGUGGAACCAGCCCAAAGGGAGGAACUAUGAAGAGCCUUCAUCUUAGUCCAGUGGAAC
Messenger RNA from Oncorhynchus masou masou (cherry salmon), 3446 nucleotides. Its product is annotated as phosphatase and actin regulator 3-like. Gene Ontology annotation, biological process: actin cytoskeleton organization. The transcript has 11 exons. NCBI's taxonomy places the organism in Eukaryota, Metazoa, Chordata, Actinopteri, Salmoniformes, Salmonidae. Gene Ontology annotation, molecular function: actin binding. The record is from RefSeq and is a predicted model, not a curated record. The coding region runs from base 1 to 1512 and encodes 503 amino acids.